UCGGACACGAGACAGGCACACGCCAGCAGCAGGGUUGACGGUCGUGACUUCCAAUGAUUCCCUUGGACGUAAAUGGCAGGGCGGGAGGGCUGUGAAGAAGGAGGAAGGGGAGGUCGGUCCACUUCACUUGGGCAGGCACGCUGCACGGAGAGGUGCUGGAUUGCUCUUGCUCAAAACAUACAUAUUUCCGCGCCUUCCUCUGCCGCUCCUUCGGAGCUACCCUCCCCCCUUCUGCCUCCCUCCCUUUCGCUGCCUUCCCGUCAAUAUCCUUCCACCCCCGUCCCCCCCCGGCCGUACUUGCUCGUCAACCCCCUCCCCGGUCCUUCCUCUUUCACUUUCAAUUGGCAGCGGCAUCAGCAUCAGUCCGCAUCCUUCCAAGGAAAUCGCGACCUUGCUCUCCUCCUUCUUCCUCCUCUUUUCCCCUCUUCCCCAUUUCUUCCUACUUUUCACCUUCCUCCUCUCGCUCUAACUCUUGCAAAUUCUCUGCCCUGUGACGCCGUCGCCAAUCGAUCCCACUUCGUCACUGCGGAUCGACAAUACUACAAUACUCGCGCGGCACUACCGAAUACGCCUUGGACGGAUACUGCCCGCGACCAGGUACCGUCUCGUCUGUACGAACCAAGCGAAGUAGGGCCCUGCCAACCGCCGAACCCAACGCCGACCCGCGCAGUAGCCAGGAGACGGUCCGUCUUGGGAGCUCCCUCACAGGCACACAGGCACCACCUGAACCUGACUCAGCCACCCGCGCCAAUUAUCAACCGUUCGUCUUGUCUGAACACCCGUCGCUCCAUCGCCGUUGUUACCGCCCAGACGCGACAAUCACUUCCCACAAUUUUCCAAAGAAACUCUUGACCAAGACUCCAUCCUCGCCUCGACUCCCCGACGCACCCGUCACUUGUGUGUCGUUUCGCCCUCAACUGAGGCCUCGUACCGCCGCCAGUUCCACGUGUAUCGCCAAAUUCGGCCUCUCACACGGCCUGGUGGAGAGUCGACCGCGCUUCUGAAUCGACUGAAUCGACGAGUUGUUCAUUGCAGAAUCGCUUGUAUUGAAACACCUCCCUCUCUCCGCCCUGCAAGCUACCUGUGAGCCAAUCGCUCUCAUUGGAGGUACGUUGUUCGACGCUGUGCUUCCCAGAUUUUGCCGAGUGCACUACGGCACCUCUGCCGAUCAUCAAUUUGCCUCCCAAGAAACCUGCUGCAUCUGUUGUGUUAGUUGCGCACAAAAUGAUUGGGUCUUUCGCCUUGGUUGCCAAUUGCCCAACUCGUCGUCCCAUCUCAACUCUUCCGUCGUCUUGUUUUGUUGAAUACUCAUCAUCCCUUGUUCGGAGUCUGGCGAUGCCAUCAAAGCUGCUCCCUCGCCAGUCGCUAAUAUGUCUUCACCACCUAGUCAACCGCCACAGAUCUUGCUGAGACAAGAAAACACAAUGUCGUCGAAUGCUACGACUCCGGGCGGCGAGGCCACAACGGCUCCCGCCGCGACACCGGGCAGUUCCGCACCCGCAGAGACGAGCGCCGCCGCCGUCACCACCACUCCUCCGGCAGAGACCUCCUCAGCGGCUCCUACCACCGCGCAACAACCCACGACGCAGCAAACCUCUGCGGCAGCAGCACCAACCACGUCUCAAGCUCCGGCAGCGACGACUUCUGCGGCAGCUGCACCAACUACUCAGCAGCAGAACACGACUCCGACUACUCAAGCUGCCGAAAGUACUACCCAGCAACAGCAAACUACCCUAGUCGCGACUACUGUCGUCAUCACGCCGACCGAAGCAGGAGGUCAGACAAGCACCAUCUUUACCGUCAUCACUCAGACCAAGGGCGUCACACAGACUGGAACUGCUGCUAGCUCAUCUGCCUCCGCUACGGCGUCAGGCGGCGCCAUCAACUCCGGUGGUAACUCCAAGGGCGGUCUCGGUAACGGGGGCACUAUCGCGGUUGCCGUUGUCGUACCCAUCGCUGCUGUUGCCCUGCUCAUCCUAGCUGGCCUGUACUUCUGGAGAAAGAGGAAGCAGCGCAAGGACGCUGAGGAGGAGCGACGAAAGGAGGUCGAGGACUAUGCCUACAACCCGAACGCGGACCCCACAAUCCCGUCCCUUGGCGAUGGCGGCUCGUACGAAAUGAAGGAAGAUGCGGCCUCAUCCGGAUACCGUGGUUGGGGUUCUACCACUCUUGCCGGCUCCACAGGACGUAAGGCGUCCACGACCAUGUCCGGAGGCAACACAGGAGAGCCUUUGAUCAACGACGGCUCGUACUCACCUGAUGGCGAGAUCCUUGGCGCCAUGGGCCCUUCAGCAGCCAUGAACCGUGGAGGCGGUGUUCAACGUGGACCUUCCAAUGCGUCAUCUUCCUACAGCGCAGGGAACCACUCAGAUACCUCUGACGGAAUCGGCAUGGCAUACAGCGGCGGCGGCAGCAACGGCAAUGGCAAUGGAAAUGGUUACUACGAUCAGUACGCCAACAACCCAUACUCUGACAGCCCUUACGCCAACCCGGCUACUGAGCUCCCCGGCCAACCGGUCAUCCGCGACAACCCAGCUCGUCGCAACACUCGGAUUGAGAACCCUUCGCACUAUCCCCAACAACAAAACGCUGGUAUUUCCCAGAACUUCUAGACAAGGUCUGGCGUGUUACUAUAAAAGUUUUGUUUGUUGCUUAUUAGUCUGCUGGGGUUCUGUUCCGAAGAUACCCACCAUCCCCAUCAGACCAACGAUCUCGAAAUCGAGAAACACACACGGCGUUACGGAUUUACGGAACCAUGCGACACGGUGGCAUUGUAUUGCCACGCGACGCUUCUCUUACUUUUAAUAUUGUUUGCUCCGCUGCCUUGCCUGGCGUAUUCCAAACGUAAUGGCUCGCCAAAUGCCACGGAGAUCAUAAUCCACUUCGACGCACAUGAUUUAUUCGUCAUAUACAUAAACAUCUCGGGGAUUCGUUCCGACCCAUGCUAUCCACAGCGUGUUGCUCCAGUCUAAUCUGUUGUACAUAGCAUGCCCAUGAAGGGCGCGCACAGGCAACAUGAUUUGCUGAUGUCUUUCCUGGGCAAAGCAACCAACAGUACCUUGGCGGCAAGAAACGAGCUUCCGCACAAGAAAAAUUGGAGGAUUCUAGUAUAGUAGUAGGUAGCUAAAGAGUAGGAUAGUCGACAUCGCUAAGAUUUCGAAACACAGUCUCAUAUAGACACGUAUGAAUGAAUAUUCCUUUGUCAA
Colletotrichum scovillei is the source of this 3206-nucleotide messenger RNA. RefSeq names its product transmembrane alpha-helix domain-containing protein. The coding region runs from base 1371 to 2612 and encodes 413 amino acids. Lineage: Eukaryota; Fungi; Ascomycota; Sordariomycetes; Glomerellales; Glomerellaceae. The record is from RefSeq and is a predicted model, not a curated record. The transcript has 2 exons.